AUGGACUCACCACCGGCGAAGCGACUAAAGCUGACCGCCUAUGAUCCCUACGACGAGAGGGACCCAAGUGAUGAAGAUGAAGGCGACGAGUUGGAGCUGGAACCGGAGGAGGUGUCUGAGAUGCGACACCCCGACUAUGUUCUCGAAAGGAAGCGAGCGCGAGCUAUGACGCGAUAUGAGCAAGCGAUGGCUGGGAUUAUCGCCAAAUACAGCCGGGACUUUGAGGACGUGGGCGAUGAGCUGGACCUCAGUACAGGAGCGAUUGUUGUCGACCGUGGCCACCUCAGAAACAUGCGAUACGACACUGAUCUCGGAAUGGAGAACGAUUCAGGCGAAGAUGAGUGCGAGGACAAGGACGAGGGCGUCCUUCUGUGCGACAUAUCCGACGAUUGGGGCGACCAGCCAGCUGUUGCAACUCAACAGGCGGACAGUGUUUUUUUGGGAGGGCUCGAAACUGCUUCAUCGGUAUCGGAAAAACGCCGACCAAAGCAUACCAUGCAAAAGCCAAAGCCACGGAAAGGUCGACCUGCAAAAUCCGCGAAAGACUUCGGGGCAACAUCGAUCUGGGCACCCGAGGCCGGCGACGAAGAUGACUGGGUGCCCUAUCCGAGAAGACGGAAGAGCACAAUGGGGCAAUCGCGCAGAGCCAUGGCGAUGCCAAACGUUGAUGAAGAUGGUCGGGUGUCUGCCACCGACCGGGACGCAGGCUCCGGUACUGGACUUGACGAGAACCCUGAUAAUCUCAAGACAAAUGGCAUAGGAUCACAUGCGGAAUAUGCACUUGCAAGCAAACCGCAUCAACCAAUUAUGCAGACCCGGGCGGCGGAUACUACUCAAAAUUUACGGAAAGAUGCAUCUUCGAAACCAAGACGGGUCAUGGACAAUCGCGCACAAUCCCCCUCCAAGCCCAAGCCUGUCCCAGAUAUCAAUGGAAAUAUGGUCGAGGGUGGGCACCAGAACUCCGCAGAGGACGAUGUACAUGCGAAUUCAAAAAGCCUCCGUCGAUCGGGGAGAGGACGAAGACAAGUUGAGUUCCUGGGCAAGGUCGCGUGGCCCAAGCGCAAGGAGCGAGAAAGCAAAGAUGUCAUUGACAUCGCUCUGAGGAGUGGCAACACUGGCGAUUCCGAGUGUAACAGGCGAGAGCCCAACGCUAUCGAGCUGAAAGCGACAAGGGGCGCUGGCAACAAUGAAGACCCCGAAGAGUACCGCGACUGCAACGCAAGCGCUAUACAUGGUGAUCUGGUCGGGUCGUCUUGCUUCGUGAUUGCUAUUCCGACGCGAGUUCGCUGCGACGAGUACCAACAUGUUGAAGACAUACCAGACGAUUCAACCCCCCCAACGCCUCCCGAGUCCAGUCAGGAAGCAUCAUAUGUGGACAUGGGACAUAAAGAUGUCUCUGUCGAGCGAAUGACCAUUCCUGAUUCCGAGUCUGAGCCUCUGUCUGUUUUAGACGCGAAUACACGCCAAUCGCCAUGUGACGCCUCUGGGUCAGACACGAGCCACUUGACUCAACCUACAAAUCCAGCAGUUCCCCCGUCGAGACCUGACUCGCCUUCGGGCUAUACACCCAUUGCAGCGGAAACGUCCGUGAGCCAAGGUGCUGAAUCUGCGAGCUCGAUGGCUAUGGUUCCACCUGACGACAACGUGGCAGACCAAGAUCUGGCGGACCACCAAAGACCUGAUGAGGCCACAGAGAACGAGGACACAAGCUCCAGGUCAGCCAACAAUGCGCCGGCUGGCGAGCCGAGCAAUGCCACUCUGGAAACCGACGCGGAGCAUCUGCAUGACAUUGAGACAAUGUUGAACGGCACUCCCGAGCUGCGUGAACUCACGAUAGAGGAUGUAACAUUUGCUGCAGCUGAUGUCACUGAAGCUGAAGAUACCGAGACUACUUCAGGAGCACAGGAUACUAUCUUGGAGAACGACAAAGCUCCCACCGUUGAUGCCGAGGUAAUUAAGGAUGCGGAUGUUGGGCCUGCUGCCGAAGCGCAGCCCGAUUCAUUCCCACCACAACUUCAAACCAACGGAGACGGUCUACAGCAGACCAUCUUCGACUCUGACGACCCGCCUCCCUUCUUAACAGAUGAGCUUGAAGACCCAGAUACGGCGCGGUCACAGCUACCCCCUCUUGUGGUGUCUCCAAACCCCGAGAAAACGUUGGAACCUGGCAUGGAGCCCAACCACCUCAUGCCUUCUCGCGACUCAGACGUUGCAUCGUCAAGUCCGUCACGGCGACUCAAGCGCCUAUCCUUAGCGAAACCAUCUACCCCCCGACAUCCCGAUGCCGAGGAGGACGAGCUGCUUCGCAGCGAUGUGUCAUCACCUCUUGUUGGCCACAGCGCGCAUGGCGCAGGACCCUAG
Emericellopsis cladophorae is the source of this 2361-nucleotide messenger RNA. RefSeq lists its product as uncharacterized. NCBI's taxonomy places the organism in Eukaryota, Fungi, Ascomycota, Sordariomycetes, Hypocreales, Bionectriaceae. The coding region runs from base 1 to 2361 and encodes 786 amino acids. Gene Ontology annotation, cellular component: nucleus. The transcript has 4 exons. The record is from RefSeq and is a predicted model, not a curated record. Gene Ontology annotation, molecular function: protein heterodimerization activity; histone binding.